AAUAUCGGGAUGUUGUGGAAUUCUUAACGAGAGGCUUUAGUUUGUUUGAACUACAUCGAAACAUUUUUACGAAAGAUAAUGUUACGGCUGAGGUGAUAAUAGCUCGUUCUGAAGAAUACUUAUGUGGCCUAUGUCUACUAUCUCGCUUUCAGGGAUGGACUAAUGAAAUCGUGCAUUUUUUCGCAGAUGUUAUUAUGGUUUUUCAAAAUGAAAUUGCAAAACUUUCAACUCAGUUUAGCAUUCAUAACGGCAAUGAAAACGAUCAAUACGUAUGCCCAAUGGAAGAGAACGAAAUGAGCUCUGCUGGAAGGCCACGAUUUUUUAUUACAAAAGAACAAAUUGAUGGACUGCGUAGCUUGCACUUUUCUUGGAAGAAAAUUGCAGCGAUGCUUAAUGUUUCGGAAAGAACAAUACGGCGACGAAGAAAAGAACUUCGCAUGGAAAUUGGGCAGGCUGUGAGCUAUAGCGACAUAAGUGAUGAAGACCUUGACGCAAAUAUAGAACAUAUCUUAAAUCGUUCCGCAAAUUCAGGAGAGAGAAUGGUAUUUGGUGCACUGAAAGGAUUUGGUUUAAAGGUGCAGAGAGAAAAGAUCCGAAAUUCAAUCAGACGAGUUGAUCCUGUGAGCAGAGAACUAAGGAAAAAAACAUCAAUCCAUCGUCGAACAUAUAAUGUUACAAUUCCAAAUGCGCUAUGGCAUAUUGAUGGCAAUCACAAAUUGAUUCGCUGGAGAUUUGUGAUUCAUGGAGGUGUUGAUGGCUUCUCCAGAACCAUUGUCUACUUAAGAUGUUCAACAAACAAUACAAGCAGUACUGUCUUUCAGUUAUUUCUGCAAAGUAUUCAAACAUACAAGUGCCCUCGUAGAGUACGAAGUGAUCAUGGCACAGAAAAUAUUGAUGUUGCUCGUUGGAUGCUCUAUCAUUUUGGAAUUGAUGCUAAACCAUUUAUUACAGGGUUAUCUGUGCACAAUCAAAGAAUUGAAAGAUUGUGGAAAGAUGUUAACGCAUAUGUGACCAGUUAUUUUAGUAACCUCUUCCAUUAUCUUGAGUCAGUUGAUCUGCUUGAUCCAUUGAAUGAGCUACAUCUAUUUGCACUUCAUUAUGUGUUCAAGCCAAGAAUUAAUCAAGCUUUAGUUCUUUUUGUUACCCAAUGGAACAAUCACCCAUUAUCCACUGGACACAACAUGACUCCAUAUCAGUUAUGGGUUGAAGGUUUUUACAAGUUUGCAAAUGCCAAUCACGAAACUUUACGUGAAGUUGCUGAUCCUACUACAUUACACAUUGAUACUUAUGGACUAGAUGAUGACGGCCCUUUGCCACUAAUACAAACAGUUAAUCAUGUUGAAAUCCCUGAAUCAAGUCUUGUUUUAACACAGGACCAAGUCACUCUUAUAUCCACAUCUGUGAAUCCUUUGGAAGAGGACAGUGAACAUGGGAUACAACUAUAUGUAAAUACAUGCAACUUAUUGGAAAGAAUACAUAACUUAUAAGCAAAGAAUA
This is a messenger RNA of Xenia sp. Carnegie-2017, 1497 nucleotides long. RefSeq lists its product as uncharacterized. The record is from RefSeq and is a predicted model, not a curated record. Gene Ontology annotation, biological process: DNA integration. NCBI's taxonomy places the organism in Eukaryota, Metazoa, Cnidaria, Anthozoa, Malacalcyonacea, Xeniidae. Gene Ontology annotation, molecular function: nucleic acid binding. Bases 195 to 1487 code for a protein of 430 amino acids. The transcript has 2 exons.